This is a messenger RNA of Mercenaria mercenaria, 16517 nucleotides long. RefSeq names its product calcium-independent protein kinase C-like. The coding region runs from base 176 to 2377 and encodes 733 amino acids. The record is from RefSeq and is a predicted model, not a curated record. The transcript has 15 exons. Gene Ontology annotation, biological process: protein phosphorylation. Lineage: Eukaryota; Metazoa; Mollusca; Bivalvia; Venerida; Veneridae. Gene Ontology annotation, molecular function: diacylglycerol-dependent serine/threonine kinase activity; ATP binding.
AUGCGCAAACAACACUAGACUCUGUUCGACAUUGCGACUUCCGCGAUUGUUUUCACGAUCGUCGAUGACUAGUUUGGAGAAUUUAGUGCCAUAAAUAGGUGUGAUCAGGGGAUAUACAAGAUGAAAUGUGAUCUUUAAUAUACCUACGCAUUCCAUUCCAUCAUUUAAAGCAAUCAUGGUGUUCUUUAACGGCUCGAUGAAGCUUAAAAUCUGUGAGGCAAUAGAGCUGCGUCCGACGGACUAUUCGGCCCGAUUUACUAAGGGGUCCUCGAAAAAAGGAGAGAUUGAGCCCGCUUUAGACCCAUAUAUAGCAUUUGACGUUGACGAAUCACAUGUUGCACGAACUACAACCAAAGUAAAAACAUCGAAACCUGUUUGGAACGAAGAUUUUACAGCAGAAAUUCAUAAUGGACAGUCAUUCGGGUUGACCGUUUUUCACGAUGCGGCCAUUCCCCCAGAUGAUUUUGUCGCUAAUUGUUCACUUUCAUUCCAAGACUUGAAGUCUCAGUCGGAUAUAUGGAUUGACCUAGAGCCCAGAGGAAAACUGCAUGUGAUAGUGGAACUCAAUGGAUCAGCAUCGGAGGAACCGCCAAAGGAACAGAGGGUGUUCCGAGAGAAGGAGGGACUACUCAACCGCCGGCGGGGUGCUAUGCGCCGUCGUGUUCACCAAGUUAAUGGACAUAAGUUCAUGGCCACCAUGCUUCGUCAACCAACAUUUUGCUCAUUAUGUCGUGAUUUUAUAUGGGGUUUGGGAAAGCAAGGGUAUCAGUGUCAAGUAUGUACAUGUGUGGUUCACAAAAGAUGCCAUCAACAUGUGGUUACAAAAUGUCCUGGAAUCAAAGACAAGUCGACAGAGGAGACAGAAGAAGGUGCAGGUACACGAUUCAACAUCAAUGUUCCACAUCGAUUUUCUGUUCAUAAUUGCAAACGGCCAACAUUUUGUGACCACUGUGGGUCUUUAUUGUAUGGAAUUAUUCGACAGGGGCUUCAGUGUGAAGCUUGCAAGAUGAAUGUACAUAAGCGAUGUCAGAAAAAUGUAGCAAACAAUUGUGGAAUAAACACACGUGACAUGGCACAGAUUCUGCAAGAGAUGGGUAUAACCACCGACAAACUCACCAAGGGCAGAAAAAAGCCAUCAAUAAGUGAGAAUGACACUACACAAAAAUCUUCGGGCAAUGAUUUAAACAGAUUAGGUCAAAUGAUAUCAGAUCCGGAGUAUGUUCUUGGAGGUAAUAGUCCCAACAACAGCUUGACGGUCGGUUCCAGUGAAGAACGUGAUCCUCGUGCACGUAGUCCCUCACAGGAACGAUCACGGAGAAAAGACAAAUAUACCAUACACGAUUAUAAUUUUAUAAAAGUUUUAGGGAAAGGAAGUUUUGGCAAAGUAAUGAUGGCGGAGAGAAAGGGUCAUGAUGAAGUAUAUGCAGUUAAAGUUUUAAAGAAAGAUGUUAUUAUACAAGAUGAUGAUGUAGAUUGUACAAUGACAGAAAAAAGAAUUCUAGCUUUGUCAGCGAAACAUCCGUUUUUGACGGCACUUCAUUCCUGUUUCCAAACUAAGGAUCGUUUAUUUUUUGUGAUGGAGUAUGUAAAUGGUGGUGAUCUUAUGUUCCAAAUUCAACGAGCAAGAAAGUUUGAUGAGCCUCGGGCCAGGUUCUACGCUGCUGAAGUCACUCUAGCAUUAAUGUUUCUCCACAAGCAUGGUAUCAUAUACAGAGAUUUGAAAUUAGACAAUAUACUACUAGAUAAUGAAGGACAUUGUAAGAUAGCAGACUUUGGUAUGUGUAAAGAAGGAAUGUACGAAGGCAAGCUUACUCAAACAUUCUGUGGCACUCCAGAUUAUAUAGCUCCUGAGAUUUUGCAGGAGUUAGAAUAUGAUGCAUCAGUAGACUGGUGGGCACUAGGUGUUCUUAUGUAUGAAAUGAUGGCGGGGCAACCUCCAUUUGAAGCGGAAAAUGAAGAUGAUCUGUUCGAGUCAAUCCUCCACGAUGAUGUUUUAUAUCCUGUCUGGCUCAGUAAGGAAGCUGUGUCAGCUUUAAAAGGGUUUAUGACAAAAAAUCCUGUAAAGCGACUUGGCUGUGUAAAGAACCAUGGAGCAGAAAAGGCUAUACUUGUACAUCCUUUCUUCCAUGAAAAAAUCAACUGGGAACUUCUAGAACAAAAAGCUGUUAAGCCACCUUUUAAACCAAAAAUAAAAUCAAAGACAGAUGCCAACAAUUUUGACAAAGAUUUCACAACUGAAGAGCCAACAUUAACUCCUAUCGAUAUAACAGUUGUAAAGGCAAUCAACCAAGAAGAGUUCCGAGGUUUCUCAUUCAUUAAUCCAGACUACGGCAAGCUUGACCAAAGCGGCGGAGCGUCCGGAGUCUCGUAUCAAUGAUGAACACCGUAAUUUUAAAAUCCCCUGUCUGCAAAUUAAAAUUUUUUUAAAACAGCUUCAAGUUUUCAUAGUUUAUUUCAUCAUGUGUAUUGUGUCAUGUUUUUUGUAAAUGUUUAUAAUCACCAGAGGAGAGGGAAAAAAAACAACAAACAAAGAAUACCCCCAAAAGUAGAAGAACUGUUGUGUAGUUGCGGAAUUCCAGAUUGUUUUUAUUUUGGAGGAUAUUCUUGAAAAUACGUGUUUAGAUACAGUCUUUCAAUUAUAUUUCAUCAUCUAAGGAACAUGGAUGGAGCAACGUGAAACUGAGUUUUAUAUAUUAUAUGAUGAUCUUGGAAAAUGUUUUACGAAAGGAAGAAAGAUUCAUGUAGCAUGACAUCUAUAUUUCUACAUCGUAAGUUUAAUGGGGUCAUCCUUGGACCUUAGAGUUGAACGUUACAGGUCAGUAAUUUUAUCUUUGCAAUAAAAGUUCUUUUCAGCCAGUAGUUAAGCAUGGGCAAUUUUUGUAAAAUUUCAGUUGGAAUUAGUGUAUGAAACUGAAAAAUUUGUACAACUCUGAGGUCUAAGACUUCACUAGCUUACAAUGUUGAAAAAAUAUAGGUCAUUAUUGUCUGUUCAUGACUUCUUACCAUAUUUUCUCUUUCUUAAUCGAAAGUGUCCAUUGAUACUUAUUUACACAGCUGAAGUUUUGCCAUUACACUAUGACUGACAUUUAUGGUGAAACUUUUAUGUUAAAAAAAGUGACAUAGUGUCGUGUUUUUAUUUUGCUACACCAGCUAUGGAAUAACUGAAAAAAAGUUUUUAGUUUAUUAUCUGUAAUUUUGCAGAUUGAAUUGAAACUAUAGAGUGAAAUAAUUGCUGAAAGUAUAUAUAGCAUGAAGAAAAUAUUGAAUCAGUUUAUAGCAUGACGUACCAAUUGAAUCUAUUUAUAGCACAAGGUACCAACUGAAUCUAUUUAUAGCAUGAGGUACCAAUUGAAUCUAUUUAUAGCAUGAGGUACCAACUGAACCUAUUUAUAGCAUGAUGUAGCAAAUGAAUCUAUUUAUAGCAUGAGGUACCAACUGAAUCUAUUUAUAGCAUGACAUAAAGAAAAAAUAAGAAGUCUUGAGCAGACUAAAGCUUACUAGUUUGCAUCGUUUUAUCAUUAAUUGUCGUUCAUAUUUUUUAAAGAAAUAAUUUUAAAUGUUUACAAGUUGUACAUUUCAUGCAUGUAUAGAAACUUGACAUGAAAUUGUUGUUACUAUUCAUAGAUCAUGUUAUUUCAAUUGAUACAUGUGACAUUUUACAUUAUUUUAGGUCUGGUCAUUUUUAUGUAUUUGUUCUCUAUGAGCCAGUGUGUAUGCCUAGACUGAAGUGAUUGCUUGGUUGUAUAUAAAUCUUCCAUAAAUGGCUACAUGUAGAAAGAAAAUCAAGUAGUUCUGUUAUACUGAAAAUACGUCAGUUUUUAAUGCAUUUCUCAAACAGGGCUUUUAGACGUUACAAUAAGAUGGCUUAUGAAAUAUAUUUGAUGUUAACUUAUAGUAACUUCAUUGAUUUUAAUAGAAUAACAGCUAUAUAGUCCAUGUAGCAUAAUAACAGAUAAUAUAGAGUUAAUGUAAAUGGUUAUUAAAUUGCAAACAAAAAUGUUAUUUUAAAUAUUACGUCUUUUAUAUGAAUAAAUCAGGUGUUAAUCUAGUCAAGAUUAUUAAAACAUCAAACUUCUACAGAUACUGUGCUUGGAAAAUAGCAAUAGCAUGUAAAGAUUUUAACCCUUAUCAUGCUUGACAUGAUUGAUUAGACUGCCUUUGUGACCAGUGUAGGUCAUGAUCAGCCUGCAUAUCCAUGCAGUCUGAUUAUGAUCUGCACUGUUUGCCAUUCAUUCAGUCUCUUUUUGGUAAGCACAGUUAAUGGUACUGUCCAAAUUGAAAGAUGGACAAGUUCAAAAUAGAAAUUCAGCAGGGUAAGGGUUGAAGUGUUGAAUAUGUAGUUUUAUAACUUGGUCCGAUGUUUACAAAACAUUUUUGGUCUUUACUGAAUUCGAGAUUGAAAUUUUUAUAUCGAAAUAUACAUGAACUUUAAGAUUAAAUUUCAGUGGAAAAUUGAAAAUAAUCAUUAAUUUAACAUUUUAUUUUAAACAUGCAGUUUAGAUAUAUAAGUUUCAUUUUCAAAAUCAUCUAAGAUCAAAAAUGUCUUGAGAACAUGAUGCAAGAUCAGGACAGCUCAGUGAAGCAUGUAUGACAAAUGACUAUGCUGACUGUCAAGUGUAUUAGGUAGGGAUGGGGAUGGGGAUAAUAAACUAUUUGUUAGCACAUGUGACAGACUUGCUGACUGUCCAUGCAACCUGGUAGUGCAGUUUUCUUUGCAUCCAUAUUUGAACCCCAUGAUCACUGGUUAGAAUGGUAAAGGUGUUGUCAUGCCUGCCAAAAAGCCAGUUGAGUUACUACAAGCCCUAGUGCUUCUUCAGGCUGUAUUUUGUAUGAUUUAUUAAAAGGAGACCGACAUGCCAAAAAAUAUUUCAUAAAGAAGACAACUAGACUGCUUUUAGCUGACCUUGGUUUCAGGGGUCCUGGCACUAACCACUAGUUUAGUGGGUAGUACCAAAGUCCACAAGGAGGUCAUUUUCUUUUUAAAAGAGGCACAAUCAAGCUAAUACAUAUAUCUUUUAAAAAUGGGUAGAACUGUUACAAAAUAUAUACAGGGAAAUAAGUUUAGCUGUUGCAGUUAGAUUUAUACUUUAUUGGGCCUUUACUGAUCCUCAUGUAUAACAUGGUGUACAUGUUCUCGUUUAAGUAUUUAAGACAGAAUGAUACUGAACAAUGUUGUAUGAUUGCAGCAAUUUGAGAGGAUGUUAGGACAUAAAGUUAACCCUUACCCUGCUAAAUUUCUCUUACGGACUGGCCCAUCAUUCAAUUUGGGCAGCACCAUUUAUUAUUCAAAGGGGCAUUCACUGAAAAUUUACUUGCAGGCUAAAGGUUAAUAAGUAAUUGUUAAAUGAAUAAAUACAUUUUUAUAAAGAAAAUGCAAGAAGGGAAAAUAGGACUUUUAAAUUUUAUCUAUUAUAAAAACAAUAUUUUAAGUCUGAAAUUCGACUUUAAAAUGGUUCAGAUUUCAUUUUGCUAUAUCAUUAUUAAAUUAGAACAGAUAUCUUUAUGAAACUUUGCAUGAAUGUGUCUCUCGUAUCGACAAUUAGCUCUGUAGCACAUUCCUGGCAAAUUGAAAAUUUGGCAGUAUUAUGUCUUCUGUCUAAAUCUCUUGACUGUAAAUAUGGAUGAAUUUUACUGGAAUACAGAAAACAGUAGAAAAUUAAACAAAAGUAAUACAGAUCAAGCUGUGGCUGUUUAGUCAGCAGUUUUUUGUAGUGAUACAGGGUGUUGUUUGAGAUAUAAAAUUCUUUACUAGAUAAAUUCUAACUAGGAAAAGAGUUAAUACCAAUAUGUCUUGCAGGGUCAUUCCUUGUCAAAUGAACGUUUUAGUACAGUUUAAUACAUGUUAGGUAUGUUUUUGUGUUCUUUAUAAUUUUUUUUGUUUUGGUCGACUUGUAAUAUUUGUUUCAUUUUGGAUUGGCUGAUAUUUAUAAAAUAAAUUUUAAUAUCUAGAAUAUUUUCCUGUUAUUUAAAUUUGCUAAAUCAUGUUAGUCAUAUAAAAGAAAUUUGAUAGCAAAUGAUGGCAGUUUACAUUGUUUAUGUGUAUAUUUAUUAAGUGUGUUUUGUGUGUAUUUCCUUGUCAAAACAACAAUGCAAUGUAGUGUGAAGAUAUGUUUCAGAAGGGUAAAUGAUGCUAGGUAUAUGUGUACUGAAGAAUAUACGUCCGUAUGUGUCUGGUAAAUAUUGCAAAUCUUAUAAAGAAAACCGUUUGUUCCAUUCUUAAAAUGGUGUCGACAGUCAAUUUUGUAGACAAGGUUUACUGGAAAAGUAAAAAAAAAAUAUAUAAAAAUAACUUCUUUGAUUUAAAAAGUCUGAUCUUUUAUACCUUAAACUGGUAGAUGUAAUGAUACUAAAAGAAUACAUAUAGUCAUUCACCUCCAUUAUACCCUAAAUAAAUUUGUGUCUCAAGGAAGAGUUGCUAUCUAGGGUUUUUUCCUUAAUAACUGACUUUUCAGUAUGAAAUGUUGCACAGAUUUUAUCAUAUUUUCUUCCUUUUUUUUUUUUAUUUCAUUCAGAAGAAAAACAUUCCAUAAAAUGAUUAUUAUCAUUAUCCUUACAUAUUACAGCCUUCUAGGAAAUACAGCUUUUGUAAUAUAUCCUGUUUUUUGUUUAGUUUCUAAAUUUUUUAAAUUAGAUAAUUUUUUGCAGUGUGGCAGCAGUUAAAAAUCUCUCAUAUGCUUUUAGUCAGUGUUGUUGUUGAUAUACAACCAUUGUGAUGUAAUAGAAUGACAUCACAUUUAACAGCUUUAUUACAACAACCUGUUCUGGAAUUGUGAUAGUAACACAAUUGCUAGAGUGCUCGGAUUUGUUGUUGCUAGGUGCUUUUGCCAUUCUGAUAUGGGUUUGAACUAAGGCUCUUGCAAAAAUAAUUUCUACUGAAUGUACAUACAUGUAUAUAAAAUACACAGUUGGUUUGAAGUGGCCUGAACUGUAGCUAUAAAUGUAUGUGGGAACACAAGUCUCAUAUUUAAGCUUUCUGUGUUAAAAAACCUUCCUUAGAAUUUGUUCUUAGUUCAGCAGGUAGAAUGAAAUAUUUUGAAUGGUAAGGUAGCAAGUUUGACCUCAGGCAAGUCAUAUUCUUUCCAUGAUAAUUUGACAAAGGACAAAGUACAACUGAAGUCUUUCCUCCACUUCUCAGUCAAUGUAAGGAAGUUGUCAGUAACUUGCUUCAAGCAAGACAGCAAUGAUACAAAGCCAAGGAUCACUCGCUAGGUUAACUAGCAGCCAUUACACAUCUGAAAUUCUGUUGAAAAAAUAACAAAUCAAAGUUUGGUUCUACUUCACUUACCAGACAGGGUGCACUUUAUGAUGUUACCUAGGUAGACUAAACUUGUCUUGUGGCAACUUAGAAUUUGAUACUGGCUGUCCUCCAUUAUUUCACAAAAUGGCCAAACAGAGUUGUCAUUAGAUAUGAAGUAAAUGCCUUCUAUUUACAAAGGUAUGAUUUUAUUUAACCACAAAUUUGCUGGUGUGCACCCAUAUAUCCACCUCAUUCAGUAUCCUUUAUAAUUAUAAGAAACUAUUAAUUACCUGAGGGUAGUGACUAUAAAUGUCUUCACUAUAUAUGUGUGUGUACAUUCAGUAUGCCUUACCUGUUGUUUAUGCUUAUUGAAAAGCAAAAACCUUUACCUUUUGUAGAUGCUUUUUCAAAUGGGCUGUUUGUUUUUUAUGUUACAUAUAUAUGCAUUUUAUAGUUUAUUUUGAAAACUUGAUGGAUAUAUAUUAUUUCUUGUGUUGAUCUGAUUAAUUCUAGUCAUGUAUGAUUUAUUUUUGUUAUAUAAUCAAGAAUGCCAUGAUGUAGAUAUAAGCCAUAUAUCACUAUAGAUACCCAUAUUAUUGUUCUUGGGUAGAUAUAUAUAUCUGACAUAGAUCUGGCGUAGGUUUUUUUUAUCCGGUGUAGACAUUUUACAGUUAUUACCCUAUACAGGAAUGCAUGAAAGAAUUAUUGUUGAGUGCUCAGAAUUUCGUGCUCUUAAUUACAGUUAGUAUAGGAUAUAUUUACUAUUUGGAAAUAUCAGUAUAUCACCCAAUGAUUAGUUGAUAAAAAAAUAUUACAACAAAAAUCAAGUGUAUUUUUUCAGAUAAAGGUAUAUAUUUUGCUUUAUUAUUAUAAUUUGUUUAUUUUGUUUCAAAAAUAACCAUGGCUGUUGAACAUUUAUUUGUUAAUUUUUAUAUUGUUUGUACUAUUUUUUGCAGUUUGACUAAAGUCUGUCUCAUUUUUUAUACGCUCGAAGGGAUGUUUAAUGAUACCACCGGUGUCCGUUCAUCUGUCCGCUCUGUAACUCUUGAACCCCUUGAAGGAUUUGGAAGAAACUUACACAAAUGUUCACCACAUUAAGACGACAUGCAGAGCACAUGUUUUGGAUGGCUCGCUUUAAGGGUAAGGUCAAGGUCACACUUAGGGGUCAAAGGUCAUAUCAGUUUGUUUCGUGUCCACACUGUAACUCUUGAACUGCUUGAAGGAUUUCAAAGAAACUUGGCACUAAUGUUCACCACAUCGAGACGACUUGCAAAGCACAUGUUUCAGAUGGCUCCCUUCAAGGUCAAGGUCACAUUUAGGAGUCAAAGGUCAUAUGAGUUUGUUUUGUGUCUGCUCUGUAACUCUUGAACUGCUUGAAGGAUUUCAAAGAAACUUGGCACAAAUGUUCACAACAUUUUUGUUGACUUAGAAUUUUUUUUUGGAAUUUCUUCCCUUUGUUUUUCCUGUCCUGUGGGCUUCAACAGUCAAGUCCUUUAAAUUUUGCUCCCAUCUUCUGAUGUAACCCUUCGGGCGUAUAUUUGCCCACUUGGCGGAGCUCUUGUUUUAAUGUUUACUUUCCAGUCAUGUAAAUAUGAAAGCGUUGUUUCACAAAGACAUGCUGGGUUUAGAAUGGUUAUUUUAUUCACCAAAAAUGUUUAUAAUGAUAAUUUUGGAAAUCUGUAUUGAAUAUAUUUUGCUUCUUGGAAAGAAAUACAUGUAGAACACAUGUUUUGUAUAUUUUUGCUUCGUAACAAUAUCUUAUAAUAGAAAUACUUCAGUGUCUUCAUGAGUUUUAGUAUGAAAUAUAAUAGUUUGUUGCAUAGUUCUAUUUAAUCAUAUUAUAAAGACCUAUAACAGUUGAUAUUCUGACAAAUAUUAUGCUGAUUAUCAUUGAUAAUGCUUUAAAGAAAAAAAAUACUGCUUAAGAAUUGCUAUGCUUAAAUUGAUAUUUGAAGUUGCAUUGUUAAACUGUGACCAGUUUUAUCAGGGAAAUUAGACAGGUGAAUAACUGUUGAGAAGACAGUAUCCAACCUAGAUAUGUCAGUAGCAUUCUGCAUCUUUGUAGCAAUUGCUAAUAACUUCAAUUUAAAGGUUGUUAUUUCUCAUUUAAUUGCAUUUUAAAGAAAUAAUGUAAUGCUUUAUCUUCAAUUCAAAUAUGGAGACUGAAAAUUCUCAGUUGUUUUAUAUUUUUGCUUAUAAUCAUUUUUAAGCUGUAAAUGUGCAAUUAGAAUCUUGAAGGUUGAUCCUUUCAUAAUAAAGUUAUUGCAUAAUCGGUCAAGUUUGAGUCAUUGAUAAAGUUUUCAUUUCAUGGUAUUUUUGGAAGUGUUCAGUCUGCAUGAUGAAUAUUUAUUUGCAGUUUAUCAUGAUUGGACAUAAAAAGUAAGAAUCUCAACAACAAAAACAAAAAACAGAUUCUAAAGCAUUUUUCUCAUCUUGAUUUUAGGAAACCCAAAGAUGUAUUCUCAGAUAAUCCUGUUCUGAUUAAGUUUUGUUCAUUUGAAGUGGGCGAAUCUGUCUAUCUUGCCAUUUGGUUCAUUAUGUCUCUCCCAACUGGGGGAGACAUAUUGUUUUUGCCCUGUCCGUCUGUCAAUCCUUCUGUCCAUCACACUUCAUUUAUGAUCAAUAACUAGAGAACCAUUUGACCUAGAACCUUCAAACUUCAUAGGUUGGCAGGGCUUAUGGAGUAGAUGACCCCUAUUGUUUUUGGGGUCACUCCAUCAAAGGUCAAGGUCACAGGGGCCUGAACAUGGAAAACCAUUUCCGACCAAUAACUUGAGAACCACUUGACCCAGAAUGUUGAAACUUCAUAGGAUGAUUGGACAUGCAGAGUAGAUGACCCCUAUUGAUUUUGGGGUCACUCUGUUAAAGGUCAGGUUCGCAGGGGCCCAGACAUGGAAAACCAUUUCCGAUCAAUAACUUGAGAACCACUUGACCCAGAAUGUUGAAACUUCAUAGGAUGAUUAGUCAUGCAGAGUAGAUGACCCCUAUUGAUUUUGGGGACACUCUGUUAAAGGUCAAGGUCACAGGGGCCUGAACAUGGAAAACCAUUUCUGAUCAAUAACAUGAGAACCACUUGACCCAGAAUGUUAAAACUUCAUAGGAUGAUUGGUCAUGCGGAGUAGAUGACCCCUAUUGAUUUUGGGGUCACUCUGUUAAAGGUCAGGGUCACAGGGCCUGGACACGGAAAACCAUUUCUGAUCAAUAACUUGAGAACCACUUGACCCAGAAUUUUGAAACUUCAUAUGAUGAUAGGUCAUGCAGUGUAGAUGACCCCUAUUGAUUUUGGGGUCACUCUGUUAAAGGUCAAGGUCACAGGGGCCUGAACAUGGAUGGAUGACCAUUUCUGAUCAGUAACUUGGGAACCUCUUGACCCAGAAUGAUGAAACUUCAUAGGAUGAUUGGACAUGCAGUGUAGAUGACCCCUAUUGAUUUUGGGGUCACUCUAUUAAAGGUCAAGGUCACAGGGGCCUGAACAUGGAAAACCAUUUCUGGUCAGUAACUUGAGAACCACUUGACCCAGAAUUUUGAAACUUCAUAGGAUGAUUGGACAUGCAGUGUAGAUGACCCCUACUGAUUUUGGGGUCACUCUAUUAAAGGUCAAGGUCACAGGGGCCUGAACAUGGAAAACCAUUUCCAGUCAGUUACUUGAGAACCACUUGACCCAGAAUGUUGAAACUUCAUAGGAUGAUUGGACAUGCAGAGAAGAUGACCCCUAUCGAUUUUUUGGUCACUCUAUAAAGAUCAAGGUAACAGCGGACAGAUAAUGUAAAUCCAUUUCCGGUAAAUUACUUAAGAACCAUUUGACCUAGAACCUUCAAACUUCAUAGGGUGAUAGGACUUACAGAGUAGAUGACCCCUAUGGUUUUUGGGGUCACUCCAUUAAAGGUCAAGGUCACAGGGGGCUGAACAUAGAAAACUCUUUCCAAUCAAUAACUUGAGAACCACUUGACCCAGAAUGUUGAAAAUUAUUAGGGUGAUUGGACAUGCAGAGUAGAUGACCCCUUUUGGGGUCAUUUGAUCAAAGGUCAAGGUCACAGGGGCGUGGACAUGGAAAAGCAUUUCCAAUUCAUAACUUGAGAACUACUAGGCCCAGAAUGUUGAAACUAAGUGGGAUAUUUGACAUGCCAAGUAGAUGAUCCCCAUAGCAGCCAACCAUCAGUGUCUCUCUGACUUUCGCUUCAACUUAGUUCAAGUGUCCCCUAUUGACUUCAUGCCUAUACGACUAUGCAUUAGGGGAGACAUACGGUUUUCUACAAAGCUUCUUCUAGUUUCACUUUGAAUUUAUUUUAACUUUAUCAUAACUGGUGAAGCUCACCGAAAGCUAUAUAUUCCAGCUAUAUAAAGAAAAGGAAUGAUCACAGCUAUGGUAGAUUUCACUUAUAAAGGGACAUAAACAACUGCCAAGUCAUUCUUUUUUCUUUGUUUUUAAUACUUUGUUUUCAUAUAAAUGUAAUGACUGGAUCAAAAUUAUGUAUCAGUUCUUUUUAUUUUGUUAACUCUAUGUAUUUUGGUCAGUUUGGACCUGUUACAAUCUAAAUUAGCAGUCCAAGACCUUCUGUGCCUAUGUUUUGUUGAAGAAAGUAUUUUAAUUUUAGUUUAGGCAGCUGUUUGUUUUUAUAAUUUAUGUUAAAGUCCAUUUUUGGUUUUAUUUUUCUUUACAUUUAACUGUUUUCAUAGCAAUUUUCCUGAAAAUACAUUUGUAAUAACCAGAAUUAUUAAAAAACUAAUACUAGCAUUUGUUAACAUUUUUAAGUUGAUUAAAAAGUUAAUUUACUUAAACUUCUUGAAACGUAUUGUCUCAUUGUGUUUUGAUUACACAUGGCUCAAAUUUCUUACAUAAUUAUCCAUAUUUGUGGCCAAAUUCGGCUGUUUAAUGCUGUUUGUUUUGUUUUAAUAGCCUGAAGUUGGUAUAAAAUCCGAAAUUAUUGUGAGGGAUUUAUUUUCACUAAAUUUACUUACUUACUGCAUUCUCAGAAACAAAUACUUGCAAAAGUGUGUUCAUUAUAAGUGGCCUGAUAGGUCUCACAGAUUGGCACAUAUUGUGAAUAUUCUACUACAUUACCCAAUUAAAGUUUUGAAUAUAGUCCUGUUUUGGCUUUGCAAAAUUAACUUGUAAUAGAUGUCAGCAAAUAUAUUCUAAUAUAGACUUAUUAAGAGAAGCUAAAUACAGCAAAAGAAACACUUAAUCAUUGAUAUAAUAGGGUUAUUAUAACAGUAGCUCAAUCUAGGAUGCUGUAUUCGGCUCGAGUGGAUUUUUGCCGGAUUGUAUCUCACGAGGCGUGCAAGCGCCGAGUGUGAUCCGACCUUGCAAAAUCCACUCGAGCUGAAUACAAAAUCCCAAAUCUAGCUACUGUUAUAAUGACCCUUUUAUUAUAUACCUCUACCUUUUUGUUUGUUGUUUUGUUAUUGAACGAAAUCUUCAAUGUUUGUCGGUGAAUUUUUUAUGUGCGCUAUUUAUAGAUCUGUGUCAGGUCAUGCAUAUUAAUGAAAGUAGUCCGGCAGCAUACAAUACGAAAGGUACAAUAUAGAAUUCAAAAGGUACAAUACGGAAUAUUUUUCUGCCUGUUCAUAUUUACUUGUGAAAUACAAGCCAAUUUUUUUACAGAAUUUAUAUAGGUAUAUAAUAAAAGCUGAUAUCACAAAGAUACAAAUGAUAUCACAUUGAUAUAAUAGGGUUAUUAUAACAGUAGCUCGAUCUGGGAUGCUGUAUUUGGCUGAAGUGGAUUUUUGCCAGAUCGGAUCUCACGAGGCGCACAAGCGCCAAGUGUGAUCCAACCUUGCAAAAUCCACGAGAGCUGAAUACAAAAUCCUAGAUCUAGCUGCUGUUAUAAUGACCCAUUUAUUAUAUACCUCUACCUUUUUGUUUGUUGUUUUGUUAUUGAACGAAAUCUUCAAUGUUUAUCAAUAUUAAAAUGGAACUAAGUGAAGUUUUUAUGUGCGCUAUUUAUAGAACUGUGUCAGGUCAUGCAUAUUAAUGAAAGUAGUCCGGCAGCAUACAAUAUGGAAGGUACAAUAUAGAAUUUAAAAGGUACAAUAUGGAAUUUUUUUUCUGCCUGUUCAUAUUUACUUGUGAAAUACAAGCAGAUUUUUUUAACAGAAUUUAUAUAGGUAUAUGAUAAAUUGAAACUGUCAGUUGAUACAAUAUUUUUCUUUUACAGAACAUAUUGAUAUCCUCCAGCAUAAACUGAUUUCAUACUCGAGUGUAUUGAUAUCAAGUCUUAAAUGCUUUGAUAAUAAUGGAAUGAUGUUAUAGAUCUCUUAACAUAAUGUGCUGGUAUUACCUGUGAGGGGCUUAUAUCUAGCAGAUUAAACAGGUAUUGUACAACAUCAGCUAAUAUAGCAUGGGCUAAUAAUACAUGUGAUGUGCUGAUAUCUAGUGGAAAAUACCGAUAUUGCACAGAAUGGAAAUAUUGCACUGUAAGUGCAGAUAUUGUACCCAGAAAUUAUUGAUGUAUGUUAAGGGUGUUAUAGGUCUUAUACUUCAUGAUUGUGUUGUUAUUGUUCAGAUGGCAUUAUAAUACAUACUAUAGUCUGUUCCUUGUGACAAUCUUGUUUUCAAGUAUUUGAUAUGAGAGACAGUAUUUAAUGUGUGAUAGUCAAUAAAUCCACUUGCUAGUGCAUAAUUUCAGCUUACGUUAUAAUAUUGCAAUAAUGCAAAUGAAGAAAUAAAAAAUUCAGUUCUGCUAUUGGCCUCAGAGGUAUUGCGCAUUAUACAGCAGAUCUAAAACUGUUUGAUGUAUGAUACAAACGAAAUAUGCUUUGUAAUGCUUCUUGCAACUAUACAAAUUUCAUUCUCAUUUUAGAAUGACAUGGCAGAUUUUCUCAGCUAUUAUAUGUGCUAUAAAUCGGAGUAAUUAAAUUCUGCGAAAAUUGAUACUUGGUGAAGUGUGUUUUUAUCGUUAUAUAUAGCUCUAUAUAUUUCACAAGUUGGCCAGAUAUUUCAAAUGUACCAUGCAAGCAAAAGCCAGUUUCAAAUGAAGAGAACUUUUAGCAUUGCAAAAAUGUUUGAUGUUACAGUAAUAGGAUUAUUGCUGCUCCGUUUGACUGUGUGUCAAAUGUUCAGUUCUAUUGGUCCUUGUACAAUAAAGCACGUUACAAGAAAUUUAUACACAUUAGGGAUUUUAUCCCAAAAUUUUGCAGCUUUCUGUACAACCAAAUUGCUUGGUUGACAUUAUUAUUGUUCUUAUCUUUGAUAAUGUGUAUUACUGCAGUAGUUUUUGUUUGAAGAGUGGCAAAACACAAGCUUAAAAAAGGACUGAUAUGUGGUUGAAUAGUUACAAAAUGAUCUUCCUGUCUGUAUGAAAUUUAAUUUUUUAGGAAGUUCAUAGUUUACUUUGCAAUUUAGUGUUUACAUUAAAAUAAUAAUGAAAGAAUUGAAAUAAUAAAGAUUUGUUAGGGUGGAAAUUGAAUUUUUAAAGUAUCUAUUAAUAUCAAUUUUAUGGCCAAAAAUGUGUUUUUUCCCAUUGUAAAAACUAGGCAAAAUCACAACUUCAGAAAAAUAUUAUAUAUUUUUUAUACAUUUUUGCAUGGAAAUAUGAGCCGCACCAUGAGAAAACCAACAUAGUGGCUUUGCGACCAGCAUGAAUCCAGACCAGCCUGCGCUUCCACGCGGGUGCACAGGCUGGUCUGGAUCCAUGCUGGUCACAAAGCCACUAUGUUGGUUUUCCCAUGGCAUGGCUCAUAUUGCUUUUAUGCUACCUUAGAUAUCGUGAAAGUUUUAUAACAAUCUGUUCACAAAUAAAGUCAAAAUUGAUUUUUUAGAAAAAACAUUGGUGACAAAAUAGAUGAAAUUUACAAUGUAAAAUACCCCAUCUUGUUAUUUUCUUUAACAAUAAAUUCAAAACUUAUCAAGAUACUAUUACCAGCUUUAUAGUGUUUUUGAAUGAUUAUAACAUCAAUAGUAUUGUCUCAUAUUUAACCCUUACCCUGCUAAAUUUCUCAAAUGGAAUGGUCCAUCAUUCAGUUUAGACAAUACCAUUUAUUAUUCGAAGGGGUGUUCACUGAAAAUUUACUGACUGAAUAGCGAACAGUGCAGACCAUGAUCAGACUGCACAGAUGUGCAGGCUGAUCUAGGUCUGCACUGGUCGCAAAGGCAGAAUCACUUGCUGCCAGCAGGCUAAGGGUUAAUGAGAAAUCAAGGAGAAGCCUUGAUAGGGAAAAGCUGGAAUCAAACAGUUACUGAAAAUGGUUGUUUUGCAAGAUGUUAUAGUUAUAAUUUUAUUGUGACAAUAUAGAUGUAUAAAACUUUUAUGUAAAUGAAAUUUAUACGAGAAAAUCCAGAUGUAUUGUUUAAAAAUUUUCAUCUGCAAAUAUUUCUAAGACUUUUUGAUAGUACUAUCUUGGUAACUUGAUAUAUAAUGCUAGAGUUGUUAAAAAUCAAUUAACCAUUUCUAUGAUAUGAUGUUUAGUUUUUUCCUUGUAUUAUGACAUGUUGCAUUUAUUUUUUGUUUUAGACAAUUUUACAAGUGCUUGUGUACAUUCUACAGCAUUGUAGUGCAAUUAUUUAUUCAGAAUUAUCAUGUUUGUUACUGUUUUAUCUUCCAUGAUUUAGUCUUUAUCUAAAACUGAAAUAUUCUGGUUAAAUCCUCUUUUAUCCAAUCAGGUACUGGUACCUGGACGGGGUACUUGGUGUCUGCCUCCUCUGUCAAAAGCUAGAAAAGUUGCCAUGUGACUUAAGUUGUGUCCAUAGAACUCUACACCCAGAGCUGCUUAUUACCAAAUUUGGUGACAUUUAUAAUGACAAAAAAAAAUGGCUUGACAUAUUAUUUUACCAUUUUCUUUCAAUACUUCCAGACUCCAGAGCAUUUAGAAAAAUGUAUUAACUAUAAUAAAAGAUAAAUGCAUGUAUAACAUUAUCUACCUGCUUUGUUAUAUAAUAUAAAAAAAUAGGUUAAUGAAAUUAUUUAUUCAGCAGUUAGAAGUGAAUUUCUUUUACAUAGCUUAUGCUCCCAUUUGUGGGUUUAAGCUAAGUUAGGCAGUAUAAAGUCUUAAUAUAUCAAUGGAAAUUUUUUUCAUCAUUUGAAUAUUUAAGUGAAAAUUAUGAAGUGAGCUUGGAAUCAAAAUACUGGUUCAUUUGUCCACAAUACAGUUAUUAUAGAUAUCUCUUACAUAGUCAUUCUGACUGAAUGGAAAUUUGUAUAUCAGUGUUUAUUUACCAAGAUUGUAUGUGUAGGGGAUGUAUGCAGUUGUUUCCAGUUGUAUUCAUUGUGUGUAGGAUAAAAUGCCAGAUUUAUGAUUCAGUUCUAUUGUACGUGCAAUAAAUAAAUACCAGUUUUCAUAA